Eimeria maxima is the source of this 3408-nucleotide messenger RNA. Its product is annotated as PHD-finger domain-containing protein, putative. The transcript has 6 exons. The record is from RefSeq and is a predicted model, not a curated record. NCBI's taxonomy places the organism in Eukaryota, Apicomplexa, Conoidasida, Eucoccidiorida, Eimeriidae. The annotation marks the transcript as partial.
AUUCUGCGUCGUUUCCAAGCAAAUAGGGAGAAGGAAAGAGUGAAGGCGCGAGUGCAAGACCUGCCGGGGGAGGCGGACUUGAAUAGAAGAAAACUCUGUCUAGAUACCGCAGAUCUCCUCUUCGCCUCCCCACAGCAAACAACUGCUGCUAUACAGGACCUCCUAGCUCCGGAGCAGAAGCAGCAACAGCAGCAACAACAGCAGCAACAAGAGGAGCAGAAGCAGCGCGUCAAACAGCUUCCGGAGCCGCAAGACGGCUGCGAAACGGAACAGCGUCUAAAGCCUGGUACAAUUGCAGCAGCAGCAGCAGCUGCUGCUGCUGCUGCUGCUUCUGCUGCUUCUAGUCCUAAGGAAGGUAAAAGCUCAGCCGGACACUCAAAAUCGCCAACCCCGAAUACGAAAGACAAAAGGGACAACGCAGAAAAUUGUCCUCUCACGAGGAGAGGAAAGGCAGCAGCAGCUGCUGCUGCGGCGGCUGCGGCUGCUGCUGCAGGGAAAUCCCCAGGGACAACCACCACGUCCGACGAAAAGGAACGACCCCAACAGCCGAGGCGCCCUAAGAGCCUGCGAGUGAAACAGCAGCAGGAGCAACAGGAGCAGCAGCAGCAACAGGCCCGCACAGCAGCAAGGCUUAGAAGGUCUUCUGUUGAGGGUGAGGAGAGUGGUGAAGAGACAGAGAAGAAUUGUCUUUCUCUCCCAAGUCGUGGUGACUCGUCUCUUACUGACACAGCAGGGGGUGAAGAGACACCUGAAGUUGCUGAGGUAGGAGACGCCGGUGAGGCAGCGCGCAUUGCUGGAUGUCUCUUUGCUGCAGCAGUCCCUUCUUUUGUGUGUGACGAAAAGUUGUUUCAGUGUCUCUUUUUGCCUCUAAAGGGAGACAAGGGAGACAAGGGGGACAAAGGAGAUAUUAAAAUCCCACAGAGUUACAGCGAUAUGCUUAAUGGGCAGCGGCUGCUGGCCCGCUGCUGCCUUCUGCAGGCCUUUGCAUUGCUGCUGGCUGCAUGCGGUGUAAAGGCCGACAACUGCAGCAGGAAGCAACUGCAGCACCUUGCGGCAGUAGUUCGAGACAUGAGCAUUGAAGAUGCAGCUGCAGUUGCUGCAACAGCAGCAGCAACAGCAGCAACAGCUACUGCAACUUCGCCUAGUGGCGGUACCACCGCAGCUUCUGUGUCUCCACCAGGAACAACUCUCAAGAACGGAAGCAACAGCAGCAACAGCAGCAACAGCAACAACAGCAGCUGCAGUGGCAAGUUGGCACUUGCAGCGAUGAAGCCAUCUACUGCAAUGUCUGCAGCAGGUGCUGCUGCAGGUGCUGCGGGUCGCAAGGCACCUGCAGUAGAAGGGGUAGGGAGACAGGGAGAAUCAAAAGGCGUUGGUAUAGCUCGUUUGUCUCUGUUAAACCGAAAUCCUUGUUGUUCUCUUUGCGGCCGUCUGGGCUCUAGCUGGCAGCAGCAACAGCAGCAACAGGGGCACGGCGAGCAGCAGCAGUGGGUAGGGGAGCCGCUGCAGCGGUGUCAGUUGUGCAAUGUCAAGGUCUGCAGGACCUGCUGGGGGACAGUAGAAAGACAGCCGCUGUCUGCUUCCUUAAUAAGCGAAGCAGCAGCAAGGGCUGUGCGGUUGCAGCGUAGACGGGCUUGGAAGGAUGGCAGCACGAAGCAGCAACCUACAGCAGCAGGAGCAGCAGGAGCAGGUGGAGGGACAGGAUCGGGAGACGAUCCCAAUGGGAUGUGUGAGGAGGCAGCAGGAGACCCGUGGGUCUGUCCCCGCUGCGAGUGUCUCCUUUCAGGGGACUUACCUUCUGUUGCUGCUAGCCGCUGUCUCCUCUGCAGCAGAAUUGACGGAGCAGCAGGACACCGCAUCCUACUGACCCUGUAUGUGGGGAGCCACAGUGGUUUCAUUGUCUCUGUGCGGAGGGACUUGUCCCCCCUCGAUUUGCUGCUCUACCAACAGAGUCCCUUCGCAGCAUCGCGAGGACUGCCUUCGAUAAACCUUGCUGCUACUGCGGCCAAAAGCAAGGGGCAACCAUCAGCUGCAGCAACAACGGGAAUGGCAAUCGAUGCUCCUACGUCGCAGACCCAAUUGAAGAAUCCGCCUAAUGCCCACAAGGCGCCUGCAGCAGCUAGAUCAUCAUCAGCAGUAACAACAGCAACAGCCGACAGCCGGCUUGCACGGGGAGGCUCCUCACCCUCCAAGCCUUCGGACCCUUUGUUUCUCAUAACUUCAAAUCCCAUCGAAUACCUGCAGCACAACUUCCUCCCAGGUAUUCUGCUGGCUGGACCACUGCACUCAAAGCCGUCGCGCACACCAGGAGCACCGGGAGCACCAGCAGCUUCAGGAGGAACAGCAGCAGCAGCAGCUUCCACGUCAGCCGCAUCAGGAGGAGAAUGCAGCGGUGAGGACAAAGCAGUGGAGAAUGGGAAGGGAGGAGGGUCUCAGCCUGCUGCAGCCGGAACAGGGGCAGCAGGAGCAGGUGAAGCUGCAGCAGGAGCAGCUGAGUCGGAUGAUGACUUUGAAGAUGGCAACAAGACGCCUGCUCCUCCCUCUCCGAUGCAUCUGGCAGAGCAGCAGGAGCUUCUGCAGCUGACACGAGUUGUUGCUGCAGAGGCCCAGAGGAAGCGAGGUGGAGAGGGGGCCCCUUUGUUUGGCCCUACACAAGCAGAAGCAGCAGCAGCAGCAGGAAGCAGCGGCAAGGAAGACGACCUGUUGCUGCCCCAGCCUAAACAGCCUAGUAGCCCAACCAAACGCAGUUGGAAUCUGUUGCAAGGAGACUGCACUCAAAGAGAAACCAAGAGACGACGGGAAGAUGACACCGCAGCAGUAGAUGUAGCAGAAGGAGCAGCAGCAGGGCCCCGCAUGCCUCGGCCUCCGCCACCGCAGGUGUCCGCGUCUGCUGCAAUGCUGUCUGCCCAGUGGUAUGGAGGGGCAUGUGGAGGUAUGUUGCCUGUGGGUGUCUCUACCUCUGCUGCAGCGGAAGAAGCAGCACCGCAGCAGGAGCAGCAAAACUCAGCAGAAGCAGCAGCGCCAGAAGAAGAUGCAGACGCAAAGCCUGUCUUCUGCCCUAUCUGCAAUGGACUCUACAAAGAACUGCCGGGGGGCGGACCCGGGGAUGGGCUUCACUGGAUCGGCUGCGACUGCUGCUUACAGUGGUACCACUGGCUGUGCUCUGGCUACACAGACGAUCAGCCUCCUCCAGCUAACGAGGAUUGGUAUUGUUAUUUCUGUGCAACGCGAGUGAGAGCAGCAAUGGAGAAGAAAAACAAGGAAAAGAUGGCAGCCAAAGCUCAGCAACAACUCCACUCAGCCUCUGCAGCACAGCAGCAAAUGCAGCAGCAGCAAAUGCACCAGCAGCAAAUGCACCAGCAGCAACAACUACUAAACGCCUCUGCGCCCAAGAAGGUCAACGCGUAA